Molecule: messenger RNA, 1011 nt
Organism: Mytilus trossulus (common blue mussel)
Lineage: Eukaryota; Metazoa; Mollusca; Bivalvia; Mytilida; Mytilidae
Product: angiopoietin-1-like
Exons: 4
Coding region: 1-1011 (336 amino acids)
Source: RefSeq, a predicted model, not a curated record
AUGGAUAUCAAAACUCAACGUUUUGUAGCAGACAAGCCUGUAAAGAUUUGUUCUUCAAACAAUUCAUCUGUUGAAGUCCGAAAAGUGAAAUCUGGUGUAAUAUGUGCUUCGUGGUGUAUGCAUCAUCAAUCAUGUUGUUCUUCUGGUUUUGACAAACAAACUGGAGAAUGUUUUCUAGAUCAUGCUUGUUUUCCUGACUGUGUUCCAUCACAAAAUGCAACGUUCUUACGAAAAGUCACAUAUAAAACUGAAGAUUACGAAACAACAGUAUCUGAAAUCACAAGAGAAAAGACAACAAAGUUUGAAACGACGAGCGAAAGAGACACUCUCAGUGUCACAACAAGCGAACGAACAACAAACCAUGGCACAACAAAGGAGAAACUAACAAUUCAAAAACAAAAAAGCAACGGACUUAACAUGACGAGCCAAAGGACCACCAUCAGUGCCACAACAAGCGAACGAACAACAAACCAUGGCACAACAAUCGAGGAACUAACAAGCCAAAAACCAACAAGCAACGGAUUUAUCAUGACAAGCCAAAGGGCCACCCUCGGUGUCACAACAAGCGAUCGAACAACCAACCAUGGCAUAACAAUGGAAAUCCUAACAACCCAAAAACCAACAAGCAACGGACCUGACUGUAAUGGUAUUUCUGGUGGAAGUUCUAGUGGUGUUUACACAAUAUAUGUUGAAAAUCUACCUCUCGAUGUAUACUGCGAAAUGACAGGUUCUGGUCAAUGGACGGUGUUUCAAAGAAGAAUAGAUGGUUCUACAGAUUUCUACAGGACUUGGCAGGAAUAUAAACAGGGAUUUGGGAAUGUAAAUUCGGAAUACUGGUUAGGGAAUGACAAUUUACAUAAGAUCCUAUCUACAGGGAACUACAAACUACGAGUUGAUCUAGAAGACUGGAACGGUGAGGUGCGGUAUGCUGAAUAUGAAACGUUUGAUGUAGGCAAUGAAGCUACAAACUACGAACUCACUAUAGGAAAUUAUAAUGGAAAUGCUGGUUAA